This is a messenger RNA of Colletotrichum paranaense, 5736 nucleotides long. Its product is annotated as RNA-dependent RNA polymerase. Gene Ontology annotation, cellular component: nuclear RNA-directed RNA polymerase complex. Gene Ontology annotation, biological process: siRNA processing. Gene Ontology annotation, molecular function: FAD binding; RNA-directed RNA polymerase activity; RNA binding. Lineage: Eukaryota; Fungi; Ascomycota; Sordariomycetes; Glomerellales; Glomerellaceae. The transcript is spliced from 8 exons. The record is from RefSeq and is a predicted model, not a curated record. The coding region runs from base 1 to 5736 and encodes 1911 amino acids.
AUGCCGGCCAAACUCUCUGCGAGGCCCCUCCUGAGCCAUGGCUUGAGGGGCCGACUCGCUGGGCCCGCUCUCCAUGCCGGUCGGAGCUUUUCGACCACGACCACCCGGCGAAGCAUCCCCCGGGCCAGCUCUGAAGGUUCGGCCAACACCUCGCAAAGUGGUUGGCAUGGUAAUUCAGUAUGGGCUGUUGCUUUAGCCGCCGGUGCCGUUGGCUGGGGUCUUGCUAGUUCGACAAAGGACAAUUCUGCCACCGCUGGCUUUCUUCCUCUCGGUAGCGGCCUGCUUCCUAUAGACGGUCUGUCUCGCCCUGUGACUUAUGCAAGCAUGGCCGAAAUGGAGCAGGCCUUGAAGGAAAUUCGAAAGGAGCUGGGUGGCGAGGAUAUCAUCUCCACGGAUCCCGACGACUUGCAUGCUCAUGGGUAUUCUGAAUGGUCCUCGACCAAUCCUGAUGGCCUUCCGGUUGCCGUCGCAUACCCGCGAUCAACAGAGCAGGUGGCGACGAUUGCACGAGUAUGCUUCAAGUACAACGUUCCCAUCAUUCCUUACUCGGGUGGUUCCAGCCUGGAAGGGAACUUCUCGGCACCAUACGGAGGAAUCAGCGUCGACUUUGCCUUUAUGGACCAGAUUCUCUCCUUCAAUAAGGAUGAUAUGGACAUUGUUGUUCAGCCGAGUAUCGGAUGGCAAGACUUGAACGAAAAAUUGGCAAAAAUGGAGAGCGGUCUCUUCUUCCCUAUCGACCCUGGCCCAAGCGCAAAGAUUGGCGGAAUGAUCGGUACAAAUUGCUCAGGGACCAACGCUGUUAGAUACGGAACCAUGAAGGAUUGGGUAAUCAACCUUACCGUUGUCUUGGCAGACGGAACUGUGGUCAAGACUCGGAGACGACCAAGGAAGUCUUCCGCCGGCUACAAUCUGAAUGGACUGUUCGUAGGAUCUGAGGGAACACUAGGCCUUGUAACUGAAGCAACCCUGAAGCUCACUGUUGUGCCCGAAGACUUUUCGGUCGCUGUGGUUACAUUCCCCAGUAUCAGAGACGCUGCUGCGGCUGCAGCCGAAGUCAUGCGGAAUGGUAUUCCUGUGGCUGCGAUGGAAAUCAUGGACGAGGUCCAGAUGAAGGUCGUCAACUUGGGUGGCGCAACAGCACCUCGCGUUUGGCAGGAACUCCCGACCCUGUUCUUCAAGUUCUCCGGUACCAAAGCCGGUGUCAAGGAGAACAUUGGUCUCGUUCAGAAGAUCACCAAGAAUCACAAGGGCGGUAACUUCGAGUUCGCAAAGGACGCGCUCGAGCAGAAGUUGCUUUGGUCUGCCCGGAAAGAGUCACUGUGGUCAAUGCUGGCCCUUCGUAAGGACGGUGAAGAAGUUUGGAGUACGGAUGUCGCUGUUCCCUUCAGCCGUCUGGCAGACCUCAUCGAGAUCAGCAAGAAGGAGAUGGACGACAUGGGGCUGUUUGCAAGUAUUCUUGGCCACAUCGGCGACGGUAACUUCCACGAAAGUAUCAUUUACAACCGGACGAUCCCUGAAGAGCGAGAAAAGGUCGAGAGGUGCGUCCACAACAUGGUCAAGCGAGCAAUAGAUAUGGAUGGAACGUGUACGGGCGAGCAUUCGAUCGGUUGGGGCAAGAAAGAGUCUCUGCUCCUCGAAGUCGGCUCCGACACCCUCGACGUAAUGAAGUCGAUCAAGCGUGCGCUCGAUCCGAAAUGGAUCAUGAACCCCGGAAAAAUCAUGGACAUUCCCGAGGGCUCAAGGACGAACCAAGGCACCUCAAGUGCCGCGGGCUCAGAGUGCCUUCCUCACCUCGACUUUACCCCCAGCCUUCUAUUGUCCCCAUCCUCCGCGCCCGUCUUUGUCCUUCCAAUUGACCUCAUCCUUCGAGCCUUCGACUUCGAUCUUCGAUCUUCCCUUCUGCCUUCAUCUAAGACACUCCGCCCAGGCUAUCUUGUCGAGAGCCAACCCGUUCAACAUACAGUCCGCGUCAUGGGAGAAGCAGAUGAACCUUGGCGAACAUGGCCGGAAUUCAGGCUGAAGGUUCGUGGCCUUCCUGAAGCCGUUGAUCUAUCUGAGCUAUACGACUCCUUCCAACAGUAUGGAAGUAUUUCUUUGCUAGAGAUCGGAGAGAACCGGAAAGGCCAACGCGAUGGAUACGCCCUGGUUCGUUUUGAGCCUCCGCCCAAAGUCAACUUCUGGUCGUCAGGAUUCCAUAUCGUCCGGCACAAGGGAGGCAAGAGCGCCCGUGUCAUUCUCCAGACUUUCCGACCGCCUCAUGAGAGAUACUCCAAUUUGAUAAAGAGUCCCUCAAACCCCAAUAUCUGGUUCGAUUCCAAGAUGACACUUGAGGCGGAACGUAUGGACUUUGGCACGCGCUUACAGGAGAAGGAGAUGAUGGUAUUUAAAUCCGUGCAUAAUGGCGUGCGCAUCGACAUGAGUUUGACCAAGAAGAAGCUUACUCUUCACUUUGAUACUUGUCCUGUGGACUCAUCAGAAGACCAGAACGGUGACGACGACGACGAGAUAUUUCACCACAAGUGCGGAAUCGAGUUCGCCCGCCUCACUAAUGUUUAUCGAGUCGACCGAGAUGAAGACAUACUUCUGGUCAUACCGUUAGAGCUUCCACCUAUGUUCUGGACGAAGGCAAGCAGGAAGAUGCGAAGCAAGAUGGCCGCGGGCAAGACUUCAUGGGGCAUUACGGACAUGUGGGAAAGACGCACAGUCAUAUUGCACAAUGAUCAACUGCCGAAAGACUUUCCAAUCACACUUCAGUCAGACUUCGAAGAUCCUGACUUCAUCAAUACUGGUCGCUGGACAACUUAUAGAUUCGCGAUCCCAAAAGCUGGAAACGGCACUCUGGAGAAAUUCCUGCAGGCUUUAGAGGCCCACAACAUCACGGCCAUUACUGUAGAGCACUUCGCGACUGCCUCUUCGCGACCUCCUCUGCUCGGUACUGUGUUUAGAGCCCAAGCUACCGACAGUCGAUUGAGAUCUUUUGACCCUGAUUCCGAUAAUCACCACUUGCCCUUCGAGGUCCACUACCAGCUUGAGGUCUGUAUCUCACGGGGUAUUCUAUCAGAGUACUCCAUUAACCAGGCGUUCAUCGACCGACUGCGUCAGAUGGACAAGGACCGGGCAAAGUGGAUGCUCGAGUACUUUUCGGAUCAAGGAAAAAGGGAAUGGAACCCGAUGGAGAUGUUUGGGAGUGAAGAGGCUGCUCUUUACUUUCCCGGCAUGAGUAUGCCAUACUACUGCACCACGAUCCGAAAGGUCAUUGUCACACCAUCGACCAUGCACCUUUGCUCUCCAAGCAUCGAAUCCUCCAACAGAGUAUUGCGAAAGUAUAACUCUUAUCAAGACCGCUUCUUGAGAGUUCAAUUCACGGACGAGCUGUAUAGAGGCAAGGUCUACAGCGAUGCAGGCAACGAAAUCCACCACCGCAUUUACCGUGCCCUAAAACAAGGCAUCAAGAUUGGCAACCGCACUUACGAAUUCCUCGCGUUUGGAAACUCGCAAAUUCGAGAGUGCGCUGCCUACUUCUUCUGUCCGACCGAUCAUCUUUCAUGCGAUCAGAUCCGAGACUGGAUGGGGCACUUCAACCAUAUCAAAAAUGUCGCCAAAUACGCUGCUCGUAUCGGCCAGUGCUUCUCUACAACGCGAGAAAUCCGAGGUGUCACCGUUCCACAGAUUGUACAGAUGCAAGAUAUCGAGCGUCAAGGCUAUUGCUUCAGCGAUGGUGUCGGCAAAAUUUCGAAGCUAUUGGCCGAAAUGGUAGUCCAUGAGAUGGGCCAGGAUACGGUUGGAAUACCCUCUGCUUUCCAGUUUCGCAUGGGUGGCUGCAAAGGCAUGCUGGCUGUCUGGCCUGAUGCCAAGGGCCUCAACGUUCAUAUUCGACCUUCGCAAGAAAAGUUCAGGGCCCAGUUCAACGGCUUAGAGAUCAUCAAGUUCGCGCAGUUUUCACCAGCCACGCUGAAUCGACAAACCAUAACCAUUCUUACGACGCUCGGUGUCAAGGACAGUCCAAUAUUGGAUCUUGCUGAACAACAAAUCCAGGGCUACGAGAAGGCUAUGAAAGACCGAGUUGCCGCUGCAAGCUUACUGGGGCAAUACAUUGACGAGAACAUGACAUCUCUAACAAUCAAAGAUCUCGUCUGUUGGGGCUUCAUGGAUGCAGAGAUUCAAGAGCCUUUCGUGCUGACAAUUCUGGAUCUCUGGCGGAUUUGGUCUAUGAAGCUGCUGAAGGAAAAGGCGCGCGUGGUCGUCGAUCAAAGUGCUUUUCUUCUCGGUUGCCUGGACGAAACAGGCACACUGAGAGGUCACAGCCAGGCAACUGAGGGGAAGAAUACCAACAACAUCGAGGACUUGCCGCAGAUCUUCCUUCGAAUUCCGAAACCACAAGAUGGCGAAUUCUACUGCGUCACCGGCGUGUGCAUCGUGGGACGAAACCCUUCACUUCAUCCAGGUGAUAUUCGGGUUGUGGAAGCGGUUGAUAUCCCUGACCUCCAUCACCUCCAGAAUGUUGUGGUGUUUCCAAGCACCGGUGAUCGAGAUGUCCCUAGCAUGUGCUCCGGGGGUGACCUCGACGGAGAUGAUUUCUUCGUCAUCUGGAACCAAGACCUCAUUCCCCAGAACUGGCACCACAAGCCUAUGAACUACAUCGCACCCAAGGCCCCGAAACUGAAGCGAGAUGUCAAGGUAUCAGAUCUGAGAACAUUCUUCGUUCGUUAUAUUCAGAACGACUGCCUGGCCAAGGUUGCAACUGCACAUCUAGCUCACGCCGAUCUCUCUAAACAAGGAGCGAACGACAAGAAAUGCUUGAGGCUGGCAGAGCUGCACUCCAAGGCGGUAGACUACGUCAAAACUGCAGAUCCAGCUGAAUACCCUGACGAGCUCGAUCCCAAACAGUGGCCGCACUUCAUGCGCAAAUUUAAUGCAUACAAAUCCCAGACUGCGCUUGGCAAGAUCUUCGACAGAAUCGUUGAGCAGGAGCUCAACCCUCUCUACGACAAGAAGUUUGACGGAAGGGUAUUGAGAAGGUUUGAACUGCCCGAAGAACUUCUACAAAAGGCUCGCAAGAUCAAAAAACAAUACGACACAGCUAUGCGUCGUCUCAUGAGUCAUCGCGACGUUCACACCGAAUUCGAAGCAUGGACAGGCUUCAUUCUGUCAAAACCCCGGGUUGGCAGCGACUACAAGCAGCAAGAGGACAUUGGUCGAGAAUCAGCGGCACUCAAGCAAAGAUUCCGAGAGAUUUGCUACACAGAGGCCGGGAGCAGACGGUUCGAAGACUUCGCCCCUUUCGUGGCUGCAAUGUAUCAAGUGACCGAGCAAGAGGUCAAUGUAGCGCUUGCAGACGAGUACGAAGACGAAGAUCACAAGCGACAAUCGAUGCCCCUGAUCAGCUUCCCGUGGAUCUUUCACUGGAUCAUGGGGCGCAUCGCCACGGGCAAGGUCAAGAUCAAGCCUACCGUCGACCCCGAAGCCAAGGCGGUACCCAUGAGGUCGUACCCUAUUCGUCGAUUCGAGCAAGAUGACAAGGAUGCCCAUCAGGAGACUCAUCUCGACGACGGCAGAGUGGUGCACCACGGUGACCUAUUGGAGGUAUUUGAGAGCAUCACGAAGGAGGCUUCCGGAGUCUCACCGUCACCCGAUGAACGCGAUGCUGCUACUGGCCAGGAGGAAGAGAUACACGUUGAAGAGGAAGACACUGCCAUGGACGCCAUGGACCGACUGAUGGAGAGUGCCUUGAUCUAA